CCGGGCUGCUAUAAAAGGGCCGGCCGGCCGGGUGCUACCGCAGUGCCGCCCGCCCCGUCCCGGCCUCGGGUUCCCACUCCGCCGGCAGCCGCACCUGCUCCGGCCAAGAUGAGCUUCAGCGGCGCUGAGGCGCUGCUGGGCGCCUUCGCGCCGCUCCACGGAGGCGGCAGUCUGCACUACGGGCUGACUCGCAAGGGCGGCGCGCGCUCUGCAGCCGGCUCCUCCAGCGGCUUCCACUCAUGGGCGCGGACGUCCGUGAGCUCCGUGUCGGCCUCGCCGAGCCGCUUCCGCGGCGCGGGAGCCGCCUCCAGCACCGACUCGCUAGACACGCUGAGCAACGGACCGGAGGGCUGCGUGGUGGCGGCGGCGGCGGCGCGCAGCGAGAAGGAACAGCUGCAGGCGCUGAACGACCGCUUCGCGGGCUACAUCGACAAGGUGCGGCAGCUCGAGGCACAUAACCGCAGCCUGGAGGGAGAGGCGGCGGCGCUGCGGCAGCAGCAGGCGGGCCGCGCCGCCAUGGGCGAGCUAUACGAGCGCGAGGUGCGCGAGAUGCGCGGCGCUGUGCUGCGCUUGGGCGCGGCCCGCGGCCAGCUGCGCCUGGAGCAAGAGCACCUGCUGGAGGACAUCGCGCACGUGCGCCAGCGCCUAGACGACGAGGCCCGGCAGCGCGAGGAGGCUGAGGCGGCGGCGCGCGCACUUGCGCGCUUUGCGCAGGAGGCCGAAGCGGCGCGCGUCGAGCUGCAGAAGAAGGCUCAGGCCCUGCAGGAAGAGUGCGGCUACCUGCGGCGUCACCACCAGCAGGAGGUGGGCGAGCUGCUCGGCCAGAUCCAGGGCAGCAGCGCCGCGCAGACUCAGGCGCAGGCCGAGGCGCGCGACGCCCUCAAGUGCGACGUGACGUCGGCACUGCGCGAGAUCCGCGCGCAGCUGGAAGGCCAUGCAGUGCAGAGCACGCUACAGUCCGAGGAGUGGUUCCGAGUGAGACUGGACCGACUGUCAGAGGCAGCCAAGGUGAACACAGACGCCAUGCGCUUGGCACAGGAGGAGAUAACUGAGUACCGGCGGCAGCUGCAGGCCAGGACCACAGAGCUGGAGGCGCUCAAAAGCACCAAGGACUCACUGGAGAGGCAGCGCUCUGAGCUGGAGGACCGUCAUCAGGCUGACAUCGCAUCCUACCAGGAAGCCAUCCAGCAGCUGGAUGCUGAGCUCAGGAACACCAAGUGGGAGAUGGCAGCCCAGCUCCGAGAGUACCAGGACCUGCUCAAUGUCAAGAUGGCUCUGGAUAUUGAGAUUGCUGCUUACAGAAAACUCCUGGAGGGUGAAGAGUGUCGGAUUGGCUUUGGCCCGAGUCCUUUCUCCCUUCUAGAAGGACUCCCCAAAAUCCCUGCCAUAUCCACUCAUAUAAAAGUCAAAAGCGAAGAGAAGAUCAAGGUGGUAGAAAAGUCAGAGAAGGAAACUGUGAUUGUGCAGGAACAGACAGAGGAGGUCCAGCUGACUGAGGAAGUGACUGAAGAAGAAGAGAAAGAGGCCAAAGAGGAGGAGGAAGGGGGAGAAGAAGCAGCAAAAUCUCCCCCAGCAGAAGAGGCCGCAUCUCCAGAGAAAGAGGAGGCCAAGUCCCCAGUGAAGGAAGAAGGCAAGUCCCCAGAAAAGGCUGAGUCCCCUAUGAAAGAAGAAGCAAAAUCGCCAGCUGAGGCCAAGUCUCCUGAGAAGGCCAAGUCCCCAGAAGGAGUGAAGUCUCCAGAGAAGGCCAAGUCCCCAGAGAAGGAAGAGGCCAAAUCCCCAGAGAAGGCCAAAUCCCCUGUGAAGGAAGAGGCCAAGUCCCCAGAGAAGGCCAAGUCCCCAGAGAAGGAAGAGGCCAAGUCCCCAGAGAAGGCCAAGUCCCCAGAGAAGGAAGAGGCCAAAUCCCCAGAGAAGGCCAAGUCCCCAGAGAAGGAAGAGGCCAAGUCCCCAGAGAAGGCCAAGUCCCCUGUGAAGGAAGAGGCCAAGUCCCCAGAGAAGGCCAAGUCCCCAGAGAAGGAAGAGGCCAAAUCCCCAGAGAAGGCCAAGUCCCCUGUGAAGGAAGAGGCCAAGUCCCCAGAGAAGGCCAAGUCCCCAGUGAAGGAAGAGGCCAAGUCCCCAGAGAAGGCCAAGUCCCCAGAGAAGGAAGAGGCCAAAUCCCCAGAGAAGGCCAAAUCCCCAGAGAAGGCCAAGUCCCCAGAGAAGGCCAAGUCCCCAGUGAAGGAAGAGGCCAAGUCCCCAGAGAAGGCCAAGUCCCCAGUGAAGGAAGAGGCCAAAUCCCCAGAGAAGGCCAAGUCCCCAGAGAAGGCCAAGUCCCCAGAGAAGGAAGAGACCAAAUCCCCAGAGAAGGCCAAAUCCCCAGAGAAGGCCAAGUCCCCGGUGAAGGAAGAGACCAAAUCCCCAGAGAAGGCCAAGUCUCCCGUGAAGGAAGAAGCAAAGUCCCCGGAGAAGGCCAAAAGCCCUGUCAAGGAGGAGGCCAAAUCCCCAGAGAAGGUCAAGUCUCCUGUGAAGGAGGUCCCAAAGAAGGAGGAGGCAAAGUCCCCCAUGAAGGAGGAAGAGAAAGCCCAGGAGGUGAAAGCCAAAGAGCCCCCAAAGAAGACAGAGGAAGAGAAAGCUCCAGCCACACUGAAAACCGAGGAGAAGAAGGACAGCAAGAAAGAUGAGGUGCCCAAGAAGGAGGCUCCAAAGCCCGAGGUCCAGGAGAAGAAGGACCCUGCUGUGGAAAAGCCCAAAGAACCCAAAGCUGAAGCCAAGAAGGAAGAGGCUGAAGAUAAGAAAAAAGCAACCACCCCAGAGAAGGAGGCUGCUGCCAAGGGGAAGGAAGAAGCCAAACCCAAAGAGAAGACUGAGGUGGCCAAGAAGGAACCAGAUGAUGCCAAGGCCAAAGAACCCAGCAAAGCAGCAGAGAAAGAGCCGGAAAAGCCAAAGAAGGAAGAGACGCCAGCGGCACCUGAGAAAAAAGACACCAAGGAGGGGAAGGCCACAGAGGCCAAGAAGCCUGAGGAGAAACCCAAAGCAGAGGCCCAAGCCAAGGAGCCCAGCAAGGAGGCCUCCACACCAGGCAAAGCCAAGGCAGAAAAGGCUGAGAAAUCCUCUAGCACAGACCAGAAAGACAGCAGGCCUCCAGAGAAGGCCACAGAAGACAAGGCCACCAAGGGAGAGAAGUAAGGCAGGGAGAGAGGAACAUCCAGAGCAGCCAAAGAAACUCAGGAGGGUCUGGGAGCUCAAGGGUCGGUGUAACCAAUUUUCAUUUUUUCUCCCUUUUCUUUAAGAAGAAACUCUGCUUAGACUAUGGGCCCUCCUUCACCAAACAGGAAUUUCUUUUAGCAAUGUGUUAGCAAGAGAGGGUCCUUCCAAACCCCGGCCCCACGCCCCAAACCCUCCCUAGGCGAUGGACAAUUAUGUUAUGAUAGCUUAUGUAGCCGAAUGUGAUAUAUGCAGAAUGCCACAUGUAAACACUUGACUAUAAAAACUGCCCCCUCCUCUCCAAAUAAGUGCAUUUAUUUCCUGUAUGUGCAACUGACAGAUGACCGCAAUAAUGAAUGAGCAGUUAGAAACACAUUAUGCUUGAGAUGUCUUAACCUAUUCCUGAAUGCCUUCUGUUUUCCAAAGGAGUGGUCGAGCCCUUGCCCAAAGCUCUCUGUCCUGGAAGAGCUGGAGCAGGUGGGGCUGGGCGCUGGCCACUGAACCGUGCCAGGGCGCACUUUUCCACUGGAGUCCACUUUCAAUUGCUUCUGUGCAAUAAAACCAAGUGCUUAUAAAAUGAAAA
This is a messenger RNA of Orcinus orca (killer whale), 3763 nucleotides long. It is a transcript of the gene NEFH, whose product is annotated as neurofilament heavy chain. Bases 109 to 3162 code for a protein of 1017 amino acids. Gene Ontology annotation, molecular function: DNA binding; structural constituent of postsynaptic intermediate filament cytoskeleton; structural constituent of chromatin. NCBI's taxonomy places the organism in Eukaryota, Metazoa, Chordata, Mammalia, Artiodactyla, Delphinidae. Gene Ontology annotation, biological process: axon development; nucleosome assembly. The transcript is spliced from 4 exons. Gene Ontology annotation, cellular component: neurofilament; nucleosome; axon. The record is from RefSeq and is a predicted model, not a curated record.